Messenger RNA from Microtus oregoni (creeping vole), 4361 nucleotides. Its product is annotated as ATP-dependent RNA helicase DDX3Y-like. Gene Ontology annotation, biological process: cell differentiation; gamete generation. Gene Ontology annotation, cellular component: nucleus; P granule. The record is from RefSeq and is a predicted model, not a curated record. The coding region runs from base 143 to 2119 and encodes 658 amino acids. Gene Ontology annotation, molecular function: ATP binding; RNA binding; RNA helicase activity. NCBI's taxonomy places the organism in Eukaryota, Metazoa, Chordata, Mammalia, Rodentia, Cricetidae. The transcript has 17 exons.
GCGUCCUGCGUGCUGGCGUAAAGCCGCCCAAACGUUUGGGUGUCUGCGUAAGCUGUAUACUUAAACGUUUGAGUUCACCGAGCGAAGUCAUAGUUAAGUUACCUACUGCGUGAGUGGUAGGGUGUUCAGUUCUUUUUCCGCGAUGAGUCAUGUGGUGGUGGGAAAUACAGCCGACCUGGACCAGCAAUUUGCUGGUCUUGAUCUCAACUCCUCGGAUAAUCAGAGUGGAGGUGGAAGUACUGAGAACAAAGGGCGCUAUGUACCUCCUCAUUUAAGGAACAGAGAUACAUCUAAAGGAGUCUAUGAUAAAGACUGUUCUGGGUGGAGUUGUAAAGAUAAAGAUGCCUAUAGCAGUUUUGGAUCUCGUGAUUCCAGAGGAAAGCCCAAUUAUUUCAGUGACCGUGGAAUUGGAUCCAGGGGAAGGUUUGAUGAUCAUGGUCGAAGUGACUAUGAUGGUAUUGGAGGUCGUGAUCUAACUGGAUAUGGCAAAUUUGAUAGAAGUGUUCAUAGUCGUUGGGGUGACAAAACAGAUGAAGAUGAUUGGUCAAAACCACUUCCACCAAGUGAACGCUUAGAGCAAGAACUUUUUUCUGGUGGAAACACUGGGAUUAACUUUGAGAAAUAUGACGAUAUACCAGUAGAGGCAACUGGAAGUAACUGUCCUCCUCAUAUUGAAAAUUUCAGUGAUGUUGAGAUGGGAGAAAUUAUCAUGGGAAACAUUGAACUAACACGUUACACUCGUCCUACUCCAGUGCAAAAACAUGCUAUUCCUAUUAUUAAAGAAAAAAGAGACUUAAUGGCUUGUGCUCAAACAGGUUCUGGGAAAACGGCUGCAUUUCUACUACCCAUUCUCAGUCAGAUAUAUACAGAUGGUCCAGGAGAGGCUUUGAAGGCUAUGAAGGAAAAUGGAAGAUAUGGUCGCCGCAAACAGUAUCCAAUCUCCUUGGUAUUAGCCCCAACAAGAGAAUUGGCUCUACAGAUCUAUGAGGAAGCCAGAAAAUUUUCAUACCGGUCUAGGGUCCGUCCUUGUGUAGUGUAUGGUGGUGCUGAUACUGUUCAGCAGAUUCGGGACUUAGAACGUGGAUGCCAUUUGUUAGUUGCCACUCCAGGACGUCUAGUGGAUAUGAUGGAAAGAGGAAAAAUUGGAUUAGACUUCUGCAAAUACUUAGUGUUGGAUGAAGCUGAUAGGAUGCUAGAUAUGGGAUUUGAACCUCAGAUACGUCGUAUAGUUGAACAGGACACUAUGCCACCAAAAGGCAUUCGUCACACUAUGAUGUUUAGCGCUACUUUUCCUAAGGAAAUACAGAUGCUUGCUCGUGACUUUUUAGAUGAAUAUAUUUUUCUGGCUGUAGGCAGGGUAGGCUCUACUUCUGAGAACAUCACACAGAAAGUAGUUUGGGUCGAAGAACUAGACAAGCGGUCAUUUUUACUUGAUCUUUUAAAUGCAACAGGGAAGGAUUCACUGACUUUAGUAUUUGUGGAGACUAAGAAGGGUGCUGAUUCUUUGGAGAAUUUCUUAUUUCAAGAAGGAUAUGCUUGUACCAGUAUUCAUGGAGACAGAUCACAGAAAGAUCGAGAGGAGGCUCUUCACCAGUUCCGCUCAGGGAGAAGGCCAAUUCUAGUGGCUACAGCUGUGGCAGCAAGAGGUCUAGAUAUUUCAAAUGUGAAACAUGUUAUCAAUUUUGAUUUGCCAAGUGAUAUUGAAGAAUAUGUACAUCGUAUUGGCCGUACAGGACGUGUAGGAAACCUUGGACUUGCCACCUCAUUUUUCAAUGAGAGGAAUUUGAACAUCACAAAAGAUCUGUUAGAUCUCCUUGUUGAGGCUAAACAAGAAGUGCCAUCUUGGUUGGAGAAUAUGGCCUAUGAACACCACUACAAGGGUAGCAGUCGGGGACGGUCUAAAAGCCGAUUCAGUGGAGGAUUUGGUGCCAGAGAUUAUCGUCAGAGCAGUGGUUCUGUAAAUUCUGGGUUUAAUAGUAAUCGUGCCAGUAGCAGCCGAAGUGGUGGUAAUAGUCACAACAACAGAGCAUUUGGUGGAGGUGGCUGUGGAGGUUUCUACAAUAAUGAUGGAUAUGGAGGAAAUUACAACUCCCAGACUGUUGACUGGUGGGGCAAUUGAAUUUGUGCCUAAGUCAACUGUUCAUAUAGCUAAUAUGGAAACCACAUGUAACUUAGCCAGACUGUAUUGUGUAGCUUCAAGAUCCUGCAGUACAUUACCAGCUGUGAUUCUUCUAAAAAUUGAUGUGAGCUCAAAGUCACAAGACAUGAAAGCAACAACCUGUACCUCUGUUCAAAAGUUGAUGUAAAGACUUAUUGUACCUUGGAUUAACUCCCUGCAUACUUGGUUCCUCCUAAACUGCACUUAAAAUUUGUGACUGCGAAUAAUAAUUUGUUAAUGUACUGUGACUUUUUAACUUUAAACUACUUAUUUGUUGUCCUGUUGACUCAGUAAUCUUCAAGAUAACAUUUGUUUUAACAAAAUAAAUUUCAUUGAACUUGGGCUACAACCACAACCAAACCUUGGCACACAAGUGUAGAUAUUUUAACAGGAAUCAGUCAGUUCAUUGCUAAAUAUGAUGGUGAAAGACUUUAGGCAAUAGCCCGAAUAAGAAAUUUUGGUGUAUGCAAAGUUGAUGAUAGAAGCUUUUUUUAAAGUUUGUAAUGUGGCAGACAAUUCAAAACUAAAGUUCUGAUUUGCUCACUCUAUCCUGGAUUGGCACUUAGAACCUUAAAACUAUUUUUAAAAUGGAAUAUAUGAAUAUAACCUUAAUAUUUUUGAAAACUCUCAAUACAGAUAAAUACAGAGAUUUCUUAUUUAAUGUUUUGGUAACUUAAUGGUGGCAUACUCCUAUAGGAAAAGUUUCGAGAUCUGGUAAGAAUUUGGGAUAUAAAGUUUGUUUUUAUUUAUUUAAUGUCUGCCAUAAAGAAAAAUGACAUAUAAGAAUGACUGACUCUGACAGGGAUGAGACCUCAUUACAGCCUUGCUAAUUCUGGUCUUUAAUGCAUGCUAGUGUUGUGUUUUUUGGUCAAGAGAUUAUGAGCAGAAAGAAUUGUGCAGCAGCAGGCUUUUAUUAUUACAUAUCAAAUUUUUCUGUUACAGCUUUGUUAAAAUGUAAAAUGGCUUACAUUUGUCUAAGACUUCAUAAAUCUAAGAAUGGCAAAUUGUAAUCCUGUAUCUUACAUGUUGGCUAUGUGUACUAAUUAUUCAUGGUGGUCAGUACAGUGCAGUUUUCAUGUAUUUUAGUUGUAUAGGUUUCCAUUGUAUAAUAGUCAUUUUAAUCAGCCAAAAAUGAUUGUUCAUCACUAAAAAUGCCUCUUUCUUUGAGAUUUUUUUCUGGAUAGGAUAGUAACUUUAAAAAACCAUUGAGAUUGUCUUGAGUUGACAGUUUUUUUCUAAAAGUGCAAUAGAUUUUCAAGUGUAUUGUGCCUUGUAUUAAACUACUAAAGUAGGUGUACUUGACAGUAUUAUUAAGGUUCUUUGUUAUGGUGCUAUUUCAAUUAAUAGAGGUUUAGACUGUACAUUGCCCACAACUUUCUACAAAGCACUUAUUUUAUUGCACAUGAAGAGAAUUUUAUAUGUGUAUAUUCUGUACAAGUCUUUAAGGUUCCAAUUGGAGAUUUCUGACUGAAAACUACAGUGUUUCAGUAACUUGGUUCAAAAACUUGGGACCAAGUAAUGUUAGUUUAAGAUAAACUAUUUGCACAAAACAGACUAUUUUGCUGCUAGCUUGUGUAAUAUUUAUUGAACAUUUUGACAGAUAUUUAUUUUUGUAAGCCUAAAAGUGAUUCUUUGAAAGCUUAAAGAAAGUUGACCAAAAGACAAUAUAAAAACACUGGCAUUUGAAUGUUGAUUGUCAAUGUGUGUGAAAUAGUAUAUUUUGGGGUAAUGUGAGCUUUAAUAUUAAGUUCUACUAUGCUUGAGUCAAAUUAAUCUAACUCAGAUUGGUGUUAUAGAUAUGCUUUUAUGACAAAAUGAGAGGCAACUGGAAUAUUGAAAAUUUGACUUGCCAAGGUUUAAUAUAUUUAAGAUACUAAUGAAAACUCAUUAUUUUCUCAAACUGUGUCUGAAUUUACCUUAUUAACAUGGUCUGUUUGGCUCAGCAUUGUAACUGUCUGGCAUAUUUGUAAUUUUCAAACAUGUGGUUAUAUCUUUGUGCUGCCAUAAGCAGUGACUUUUUACAUUCAAUUUUUAGCCAGUAAUAUUUUUAGUAAAUAAUAGAUUAGACUUGCUGAAUGUAAACAUGGAGCUUUGAGUCACUGUAAAGUUAGUAAUUGCUUUAUCUUAUUAGCGUUAGAUACUAGCACUGCAUGUGCCUACUUUACUCUCAUUUUACUAAAAUAAAAAGUAUAGCAAAAUGCUA